Messenger RNA from Spirodela intermedia, 2961 nucleotides. The record is from the annotation of a GenBank genome assembly. NCBI's taxonomy places the organism in Eukaryota, Viridiplantae, Streptophyta, Magnoliopsida, Alismatales, Araceae.
AUGGCCCAGUGCGUCCCCUGCUUCCUCCAGCCACGGCCUCCCCGCCAAUUCCGCCGCCGCGCCGCCCGUUACAAUGCCCCGUCUCGGCCCGCCACGCUGUGCUCCGUCCCGCCGGACGGUAGCGAGGUGGGCACCGUCGUCUCAGCAGUCGGCGCCGCCGCCGCCAUCGCCCCGCGCACCACCGCGUCGUUGCCCUACUCAUCCCUCCUUCAGUCCUGCAUCGACUCCGGUUCCUUUGAGGAGGGGAUGCGCAUUCACAGGCAGAUGGUCGUCAGCGGCUUCCGGCCAGAUGCCUACCUGCAGACCAAGAUCCUCAUGCUCUACGCUCGAUCGGGGACUCCGUCUGGGCUAGCCACCGCACGAGAGCUCUUCGACGGAAUGCCCCAAAGGAACUCCACGGCCUGGAACACGAUGAUCCUGGCCUACGCGAAGGAUGACGACCAUGGCGAGGUGCUGGAUCUCUUCUUCCGGAUGCAAAUCUCAGGAGUUCCGCUGGACGUGUUCACAUUCCCCAGCGUCAUCAAGGCCUGUGUGGCCCUCGGCCUUGAGGGCUUCCUGCAGCAGCUCCAUGGGAUGGUACUCAAGGCCAGAUUGAACAAGGACCUGAUUGUGGGAACCGUGCUGGUGGAAGGGUAUGCCCAGCUUGGUUCCAUGGAGGACGUUCUCAGAGCCUACAGCGAGGUCGAGGGCCCCAACUUGGUCACGUGGAACGCUGUGCUCGGUGGGUAUGUAAGGCGGUCACUGUGGCACGAAGCUUGGGAAGUUUUCCAGACCAUGGAGAAUGCCGGCGUGCGCCCCAACCAUUCCACCUUAGCUUCAGCUUUAAGGGCCUGCGGCGGCCUGAGAUCUCUGCAUAGAGGAAACCAAGUGCACGCAAAGCUAAUCACCCACGGGUUUAGCGAUGACAUCUUUCUCUGCAACUGUCUCAUUGAUAUGCACGCUUCGUGUGGGAACACAUGGGGCUGCCUGAAAGCGUUCGAUUUAAUGCCCGAGAGGGAUCAGGUGAGCUGGAACACAAUCAUUUCUGGUUUCUCACAUCUGGGUCAUCCCGAGGAGUCCUUCUUGCAGUUCCAUAGGAUGCAGGAGUCAAGCUUCAAGGCCGACAGGUUGACAUUAGCGAGCCUCCUCAGAGCCUGUGCCUGUCUGGUUGAUGCCAGCUACGCUGGACAGUUGCAUGGGUACUUGGUCAGGAGAUGGCUAGACUCUGACCUAAUUUUGGGAAGUGCACUGGUGGAUCUGUACGCCAAGAUCGGCUGCAUGGAAGAGGCGUAUGCUGUUUUUGGCAGGUUAGAGGAGAGGAACGAAGUGCCUUGGAAUGCUCUAAUCUCUGGAUAUGUUCAGGAGGGUGGUACUGAUAGAGCACUCGAAGUCUUCCACAGAAUGAGAACAGAAAGCUGUUCACCUGAUCAAUUCACCUAUUCCAGCCUGCUGGUUCUGGCUUCAGAACUGGGCGAUGCAGAGCUGGGGAAGCAAAUCCACUCUCAAGUCAUCAGAACAGUCUCUGAGCCCAGUUUGAUACUAGAAACUGAGUUAGUUCAUAUGCAUUCUAAAUGCGGAAAGCUAGCCAAGGCACUGAAGAUUUUCAGCAGGAUGCCCCAGAGGAACGCAUAUUCUUGGAAUUCUCUCAUCGAAGGGUUUGCCAAAAAUGGUCAACCCCAUGAAGCCUUCAAACUCUUCCACCAGAUGCAGCUUGCUGGAAUGGAACCAGAUUCUUUUUCCCUUUGUGGCGUGCUUUUGGCCUGUGUGAGUCUUUUCCAUGCAGGGAAAUUGAAGGAAAUCCAUGGCUACGCUGUUAGAAACUUCCCUGGAGACCAUGGGAUUGUAGUCUCUAGGGUUCUCGACGCCUAUGCAAGGUGCGGGAGCACGGCCUCUGCGUGGAAGAUUUACAGCAAUACCCACGAGAAGGACGUUGACUUCCACAACGCCAUGCUCUCUGUGCUUGUGAAUGACAGAAAUCUCGGUGGAGCCAUGGAAGUAUUUGAAAGGAUGGAGGAGAGAAACACGUCGUCUUGGAACUAUGUUUUAAUGGGAUGCAUGAAAGAGGGCCUAAAAGAUGAGGCAUUCUCCCUCUUCCACAGGAUGCUGGGGGCAGGGAUUGAACCAGACAGUGAGACAAUGGUUCCAUUGCUAAAGAUAUGCGCGAAUAUACCUUCUGUUGAUAUGGGGAAGCAGUUGCAUGCCUGCAUCGUCAAGAAGGGGCUUCUCCACAGAUCAGUCGUCCUGGACAGUGCCAUGGUCGGCAUGUAUGCCAAGGGUGGGCACAUCGAGGAGGCCAGGAGGUACUUUGGUCUGAUGAGGGAUAGGGGUGUUGUUGGAUGGAAUGCCAUGAUAUCUGGUUAUGCACAGCAUGGGCGCAGCAGGGAAGCCUUGAAACUUUUUGAAAGAAUGCAGAGAGAGAAUGUUCUCCCCAACAAUUUGACCUUUCUCUCUCUUCUUUCAUGUUGCAGCCAUACUGGGCUUCUGAAGGAGGGCCUCUCCAUAUUCACAUCCAUGGUUACCAAGUAUGGGCUGGAGGCCAGAGGAGAACAUUACACCUGCAUGGUGGACCUUCUUGGCCGAGCAGGCCACAUUGACAAUGCCAAGGAUUUCAUUGAGGGGAUGCCCAUGGAGCCAGAUGCUUCCACAUGGGGAGCUUUGCUGGGAGCUUGUAGGAUUCAUGGAGAUGUCAAUGUCGCCAGGCUUGCUGCCAGUAAACUUCUCGAAUUGGAUCCCAAGAAUGCAGCACAUUACAUCCUCAUGUAUAAUGUUUAUGAGGCAGCCGGAAGAUGGGUGGAGGCAGAAGAAAUUAAUGAAAUGAUGAGAAAGGGUGCGAUAAGGGAACCGGGUAUGAGCUGGAUUGAGGUCAACAACGAGAUCCAAAUCUUUCAUUGUCAUGACAGGUCGCAUGCAAGGACAGAGGAGAUGUACUCUAUUCUGAGAUGCCUAUAUCAGGAGGAGAGCAUGGCGCAUUCCAUGCAUUAG